Mixia osmundae IAM 14324 is the source of this 2103-nucleotide messenger RNA. RefSeq lists its product as uncharacterized. NCBI's taxonomy places the organism in Eukaryota, Fungi, Basidiomycota, Mixiomycetes, Mixiales, Mixiaceae. The transcript has 10 exons. Gene Ontology annotation, molecular function: ubiquitin binding; phosphatidylinositol binding; metal ion binding. The record is from RefSeq and is a predicted model, not a curated record. Bases 94 to 2043 code for a protein of 649 amino acids.
CAUCUCUUGCGCUGCUACGCUUGCUCUGUCGCAGUGGAGGAGCUCGGCGUCAGCUGCCUGUCGGACGGCUCGAGCUUGGGACGGGGGCCAAGGAUGGCAUGGCUCUUUGCAUCGACGAGCAAAGGCUCACCCACGUUUGACGAGCUACUAGACAAGUGCACCUCUGACACCCUCCCCACGCCGUCGACGAACACAGACAGCAUCAUUCCCGAUCCAGACGCACUCGUCCUCUCCGAUCUCAUCAGGUCUGCGCAAGUCACUCCGCCCAUCGCCGUCAAGGGCUUCAAACGCCGCCUAGCUCAUCACAACCCAAAUGUGCAACUCUACACGUUGCUCACGCUGGACAUAUGUAUCAAGAACGGUGGCGAUGCCUUCCUGAGGGAAGUCUCCGGUGCGAGCUCGUCCAACGCUUCAGGCUCGAAAGACCUCGUGGACGAUCUCGCCGAACUCGCUCACUCGGCACACGAUAGCAAUGUCAGGUCGACCGUAUUGCGAUUGGUCCAAAAUUGGGCGACCGCUUUCCAGUCCAAACCCGCGCUGGCCUACUCGAAGCUCUCACUCGUCUACACGCGUCUCAGGCAAUCGGGCUUACCGUUCCCCAAGAUUGAUCCAUCUGCCACGGCUGCCAUGAUCGACAGUAUGGCCGCACCGGAGUGGGCAGAUGCGACGCUCUGCUCGAGAUGCAGAGACGCCUUCUCGAUCACGAACCGCAAACAUCACUGCAGGAAUUGCGGUCAGAUCUUCGACCAAAAGUGUUCUUCCAAGACUUUGCCCUUGCCCCAGUAUGGCAUCACCGAGGAAGUGAGAGUAUGCGAUGGAUGUCAUAAGAAAUUGACUGCUCCUGCUGGCUCGACACGAAGAGCGUCAUCUGCCAGCCUCUCAUCGAGCAGAGCGGACAACAAUGCCGAUCUGAGGAGAGCGUCCUCUGCUCACGUCUCCUCUCGGAAAUCGCGCGAAGAUGCAGAGUUGCAGCUCGCUCUACGACUCUCUCUUGCAGAAGCCAACCCGGGUACUUCAAAGGGAGACGAGACGCCGAGGGCGAGCGUGCGUACCGCUGCACAAGCUGCAAAGGACAUGGAAGCCGAAGACCCGGAUCUUGCCGCUGCUAUUGCUGCAUCUCUGCGCGAUCUGCCGCCUUCUGCUCCUGCUCCCUCCCAGCCGGCUCAUACUCAUCAGGGCUACUCGGUCAGACCGAGCGUACCUACUUUGCCGUCUGUCGAACUCGAGACGGCUCAGCUCAAUGAUCUGCUGACGUUCUCCAAUGCGGUCGAGCAAGCUCAGAGGACAAGGCAACCACCUCAGACUCUGCUGCCCCAGGCAGAAAGGUCUCGGCAAUCCGGCCGAGUGCUCAUCGGUCAUCUCGACAGUGCCGAUCGUAGGAUAGGCUAUCUGAAUGAGAUGAACGCAAAGCUUGUGCAGGCCAUCAGGCUCUACGAUCAUCAGCUCGAACAACGGCUCUCGAGUAACAAGACGAACGGCUAUGUACCCAAUGAUGGUUACAGACAGUCCGCGACGGCGUACUACAGCAGUGCACCGCCCGCUUCGGAGCCUCCACGGCAGUAUGCGUCUCCACCGCCUACCCGGCCGACGCAAGAGAGCUACGGCUACGAUCCCCAACAUUACGCUCAGUACUCACAAGAACCGCCCCAGCAGCCGCUUUCACAGCCUACUGCACCUGUGCAACAGAUCUCUGCACAGAAUGGGUACGCUCAUGCGCAACCGGAUAUGACACCUAGUGCUCCUUCUGCACCUUACGCCCCCACGACGCCGCAUUCCUACUCUGACGCCCUGCCGAAUCAGCAGACGAUUGCAUCAUCUCCUCGAAACAUGCCCGAUCAGAAAGACCACCAACAUCACGCUCAGCAACAGCAGCAACAGAGGUAUGCAUCCCGACAAACGAGCUACCAUGCUCCUCCUCCUCCUCAGGCAGUAUUCGAUCUACCGAGCGUACCGCCGACUACGAUGAUGCCCUCUGCACCCACAACGCAAUUCGAAGACCAUGCGAGGGAACAGCCUCAGGAAGCUUUGCUCAUCGAUCUGUAGAAAUUUGACGGAAACGCUACGUGUUGUUUGUGUCUGUGCAGAGUCUCCUACGCGCGACCU